Messenger RNA from Parasteatoda tepidariorum (common house spider), 4802 nucleotides. RefSeq lists its product as uncharacterized. The record is from RefSeq and is a predicted model, not a curated record. Gene Ontology annotation, biological process: establishment of epithelial cell polarity. Lineage: Eukaryota; Metazoa; Arthropoda; Arachnida; Araneae; Theridiidae. Gene Ontology annotation, cellular component: bicellular tight junction; adherens junction; cytoskeleton.
AACACAAAACACACCUGUCAGGAAUCUAAGCGCAUGCGCUGUAGCGAUUCAAAUGAAGUAUGGCGGCUCAGAAGUAAUAGUUUUAAAAGUUAUCCAAAAGUUGUUUACGUUUUACGCGCAAAUGUCUCCCGGUGACUAUCUAAUUAUAACGUUCACUUGUUCAUUCUUAUUUUUAGGAUUAUAAAUACAAUGACUAUUGGAUAUAUUUGUUGAUGUUAUGCCACACUAUUUAAUUGUGGAUUAUUUGAAUUUGUACAGAGUGCUGCUUUUAUGAUGGUUUGAGAAGGUGAUCAUGGCUUUUAUCCAAUUUUUACAAAUAUAGGACACCAGUAAAAAACAUCGUUGCUAACGGAGACAACGGGGGAAAAUAUAAACGUUUAGUAAUACAAAGGACGCAUUGAGGAGGCAGUCUUUUGCGUGGAGGGCUAAUAUCAUUUAACCAAAUGUCCGAGGGCCGUCGUAGUCAGGUCGUAUUGCUUGAUGAACGUAGAUUAGAUUUAAUAAUACAAUCUAGACUGUAUGGUGGUGAAUUAUUAGACAUUGUUGCUUCUCAUUUUAAUCUUAAGGAGAAAGAUUAUUUUGGAAUAGCUUUUAUUGAUGAUACAGGUCAAUAUUCAUGGUUGUCUCUUGAUAAACGCGUUUUGGAACAUGACUUUCCGAAAAAGAACAGCGAGAAAGGAUCCACUAUAAUUCUAUAUUUUCGUAUUAAAUAUUAUAUAGAAAGUAUAACACAACUUCGAGACAGUGCAACCAUCGAGGCCUUUUAUUUACAGACAAAAUCUCUGAUUGCUAAGGGAGAAUUGGAAAUUGAUGCUGACAUCAUAUUCCAGUUAGCAGCUCUUGUAAUUCAAGCAACUUAUGGAGAUUAUACUGACGAGCCAACAUUCAAGUCUCAUUUGAAACGAUUACCUGUGCUGCCAACAUCUACCCUUAAAGAGUUUCCGUCAAUAUCUCUAUGUGAAAACAAAGUCCUUGAACACUACCAAGUGUUAGUGGGUCAAACAAGAGGUGCUGCAAUUGUAAAUUACUUGAGUAUUGUUGAAAGUUUGCCAACAUAUGGUCAGCACUAUUAUGAAAUCAAGGACAAGCAAGGAAAUGGUUGCUGGCUUGGUUUAAGUUAUAGAGGUAUUAGCCAAUACGAUAAGAAUGAUCGCAAAACUCCUCGAAGGGUAUUUUUUUGGAAGCAACUGGAAAACUUAUAUUUCCGAGAUAGAAAAUUCACUAUUGAAGUUCAUGAAGCUCGCAGGGUUGUUCACACAUUGAGUAGCUUCAACCUCUAUGAAGAUGCAAUAGAAGAGCCACUUGAAGAAUUUGAUGACUUGUCAAAUGCAAUCUGUGAUCCAACCACUCAAUGUUUAAAUAUAAUUUCAAGAGUGUCUGUUAGCAGAAGAGCUUUAGCACCAGCCAAUGUAUUUGCAUAUGUGUGGUAUGCAUCCUCACCCAAUGCAGCAAGAUGUAUUUGGUCUAUGGCAAUUUCUCAACACCAGUUUUUCCUUGAUCGAAAUCAGAAAAAAAGCCAAAAUCGUGUGAAUAGAAGCUUAAGCCAGAUCGCAUCAGAACUUUGUCGCAGUGUGCAAUCUCUGUCCUCGGCAAGCUCCCAUUCAAAUAUCAGCAGAAGCAACAGCUCAGCUAGUCUUCCCACGAUAGUUAUUGAAGGUGAAGUAAGUGAGGAGAGUAGAGCUGCCACCCUUGAAAUGUUGACUGCUCUUCAGUCCAGGAAAGAUGCCCUUCAGGAAGCCCUCAAAAAGAAGACAGAAGAACUCAAAGCUCUCUGCCUUAAAGAGGGAGAAAUUACUGGAGAGUUGCCACCUGAAACACCGUACCUACCUGGUGAAGCUCAGCCCCAGGUGCGAAGACGCAUAGGAACUUCGUUCACCAUCAGUGAUAAAAUCAUCUAUCGUGCUAAAGGCAAAGAUCGUGAGACAUUAAAUGAUUUAGAGCUUGAUUAUGAAAUUCAAAGUAAGAUUGCUUCUGCUGCUUUUAAAUUGGCAAAUGAUGUCAGUGCUCGCAAAAGUGUCCGCAAAAUGCGCAAACUGUCCUAUCAGCAAGCAACCACUAAGCUCAGGGACAUUGAGCAGAAGAUAUCAACUCUUAAAAGAGAAAAAGAUUCUCAGAAGAAAGAAUCUAGCUUAAGUAGCAGUUCAUGUAAGUUAAAAUUAUGUGCUGUAAGUGAUAACAGGUUAAAUUAUGUAGGUCUUCCUAACUCAUCUUCUGAAAACUCCAUCCCAGAUCGCAGUAGUAUGAACUCUGCUCUUAGCAAUUCUGCAGUUCCACCUUCCUCAUCGCUGCCUCAUUUAGUAGAAGGUAUAAGCACAUCAGCACCACCAAGCCCACCAAAAAACCGCCAGAGGCACCAAUCUUUACAGCAUGUUCCAGCUGCAGUUGUAGAUGACACUUAUGAAGAGGUAGCUGCUCCAUUCAGCUUGUGUCCCAGAAGAGACUCAUCAUCGUUUUCUGCUGCCUCUGAAUAUGACGCUGUUAGCUGUGGCAGCAGCAGUGUCGCAUCUUUAGGCAUUCCUUACAGAAAUAGAUUUGAAACUCAUCUUGAUAUUGAAGGUACCAAUCAUUACAGUGUUCCAAACCGAAGAGCUAGUCAAGUGUUCAACGAUACUGAAGACUUUCUUUUAGAUGACAAAUGCUUAGAGACACAAAGUCAGUGCUAUGUCGAUAUGACUCAGUCAAAGAGAAGUGUCCACACACCUCUUUCUUGUUCUUAUGACGAAAGGCUGACAUUUAUCCAGUCCGACUAUUCGAUAAUGGACAAAACUUUGCAGGGAAGUGAUUAUGACAAGGCAUGCAUGAAUAGCAAUGAAACUUUGAAAUUUUCAAAUGCCGAUAUUUCGUUUAAGGUGCCCUAUGCAAAAGAACCAGUUCGAAGGGACACUUUUCCCCACUCUCAUUCAGUAAAUUCCUUGCACAGAGCACACAUGGGCUCGCUGCACGGUAGUAAGAUAAAUGAGGUGCAUUUGAGUGACCCAGAUUUGAAUGCAGAUUCAGUCGACGGUCAUGGUACUAUUCGUCAUGGGUACAGCGUACCCACUCUUAAAAAUACUUUGCGUCCUUAUAAUAGUGGACUGGCUAUUUCACUGAAUGAGUAUUCUGGUGCGAACCACAGUAUUAAUCAAGUUGUUGAUUUAGUCCAAGCUUCUGUUUUGCUACAAGAGAGUAAACGAGCAGCCUCUUGCAAUCCAGAAGUUAGUACUCCAAAAACUAAAACGAAAGAAUGGACCGAGACUUCCUUAGAUUCUCCUUUAGUGAUCAGAAAGCGUAAACCUAAAAUUUCUGAGAGUAGCAGUGAGCUCUCUCAGCCAGCCCAAUGGUUAGACAAUGGCCUACCCCCUGAGCCUGCUUACAAUUAUCAAUCUUCCAGAGACUUACGGGAAGAUUCCCGGAUAUUUUUACACAAAAAUUCCGAUAUGCAGGAUUCACCACCUCACGUUAAUCAGAACAUGAAGGGUAACUGUUGUGCGGACUACAGACCUUUGAGUUCAGCCAGUAAUUUCUCUUUGCACAUUCCCACCGAAAGACCGCACUCAAGUUUGAAUCGGAAUUUAUUUCCCGAAAAUAAUCCGUAUCGACUUUACGAAAACAUAGAUGAUCUAUCAUUCCAAUCCUCUUCGAAACAAGUUAGAAAUGGUUCGUAUUAUGAAAACAUCGAUCAUAUAGAGUUAAGUUUGAACAAUUCCACAAAGAUGCCAGAUCUUAUUGAAAAUACAAUUCAUAAUGCCAGACACAUUAACAUUAGGGAGGAUAACUUUGAUGAAAUUCAUUCCGCCUGUCCAGCAAUUGCACAACCUCAGGAGCCAUCAAAGCACCUGAAGAGAUCUCCAUCCCACCAAACAUCAGCAGAAGUCAAUCUUGCCAAUCACGACUAUUGCAACCUCCCACCAGACAAUGAUUACGAACCUAUCGAAUUCGGUGCUUCUACUCAUCGUGUUGGUUAUCAUCAAGCACACUGUGAUAUUAGAGAACUGUCUCAUCCUUACUCAGCAUCCCAUAGAGAGUCACCUAAAAUUAGUGAAAUCAUUCCAGAAAAUGCCCCACCGAUUCAGCAGUGGCCUUCUGUCGUGGAAAAGCCUGAGUCCUCUGUUCCAUCCAGUGUGAAUUUGCCGUCUCCGAGUGUUAGUUUGACUCCAGCCGUGGAGGUUAAUGUUGUUUCUAUGGGGCAUUUCCAGCCUUACUGGGAGGAAACUAAACCUUACGAGCUGUCUGACUUUUACAAAUACAGCACCAAACAUCGUCGCCAGCAAUCAGCCGCUCUCUCACCUAGUGCUGAUGACUCUCUCGUUCAACAUUGCACGAUUUACCCGCAUGAAGCUAAUCAUCAGUUUUAUGCUGCAAAUUCAGAAAAUAUGAACUGUGAUUAUUCACCCCAGGGGCCUGUCCAUAUUAAUAUGGGAAAAAUUCCUAAGCAAAUUAUCACUAGCAGUAGUGUUCCUAUUUUUGAUAGUCAAGAACACAUAGAAGUAUCCACAAAAUACUAUAAAGGUGAUUCCCCUGCUGUUCCUGUAAUGAGGCAUCCUGAAGAUCCUGACAAGAGUCUCUCAUUGGGUGAAAUUGAUCUGCAGAUUUCUUUGGCCGAUACUUUUCAUGAUGAAAUGGUCUCUUGGUAUCAGAAUCAAGAUUCUGUUAAAAAAGCCACUUUAGUUUAAUUUUAGAUUCCUCUCUUGGUCUAAAAUGUCAUUUGAGCAUCAACAGAAACAUGUGUACAAAAGGAAAUCUAUUUAUUUUUUGUAAAAUUUUUGUAUAAAGUGAAUUAUAACAAAAUCAUUAAUUCAUAUUUAUUAAAAGAAAGAAAUUUA